Molecule: messenger RNA, 992 nt
Organism: Ceratitis capitata (Mediterranean fruit fly)
Lineage: Eukaryota; Metazoa; Arthropoda; Insecta; Diptera; Tephritidae
Product: zinc finger HIT domain-containing protein 1
Exons: 1
Coding region: 441-905 (154 amino acids)
Biological process (GO): chromatin remodeling
Cellular component (GO): Swr1 complex
Molecular function (GO): nucleosome binding
Source: RefSeq, a predicted model, not a curated record
AUUCCAGGAAAUUACGCGAAUUGAGGCUUGAAAGUUAAUAUUGAAAGCGAAAAGCUUUUAAAAAAUAAAACAUUUUUAAUAAACGGAUAGCUCAACGCAUGUUCUAUGUAAUUUGAACCUAUUAAGUGCAAUGGUGAAUGUAAUGAAAGGUGUUUUUGUUGAAUGUGAUCCGGCUAUGAAACAGUUUUUACUACAUCUCGACGAAACGCUUGCUUUGGGACGCAAAUUCAUCAUACAAGAUUUAGACGAAAAUCAUCUAUUCAUCUCUACCGACAUAGUAGAAACAUUACAAGCACGUGUCGACGAUUUAAUGGAUCGUAUUAGUUUUCCGCUGCAUGAAAAGGAUCCCUAAAUAGCCAUACUUUUACAUAUAUUUUAAAACACUGCAAGCCGUAAACUUCACACAUAAAAAGACACUCUCAACAAAUUUAUCAACAACCAUGACUGGCCGCGAAUCCAAUCGCAUUAAGGAUGCCGAAAAGAAACGCGUACUUGAUGAAGCUGCACGUCAACGACGCGCACGCAAAGCAUUGGAGGCGCUCGAGCAAGACAAUUUCCACGAAGAUCCACAUGCUGAUUUGGUAAUGUCUAAAAAAGUGCCGAAAUUCCAAGAUGGCAUCAAAAAUUCGAAAGAAAAGAAGACUAAGCGGAAAAACGCUGAAUACUACAAAGCAAAGUAUCGUAAGAAUUUUCCGCAACUCCUAGAGGAAUGUAAGCAAAAUUCGACAGAUGCACCUAACUAUUUAAAUGCUUUGGCACCACCACCCAAUAAGCCAGCGCGACGCUUUUGUGCGGUAUGUGGAAAUUUCUCAAAAUACACUUGCACCGCUUGCGGCACACACUACUGUUGCAUACGUUGUUUGGGCACCCAUCAGGAUACACGUUGUCUUAAGUGGACGGCUUGAAGUGUUUGCUUCGUAAAUUUAUUGUAAUUCUAGUUAUAAUGAUAUAUAUAAAUGAAAAAAAUAAAAUUGAAGACUUAAAAUUGCUAA